AUUAUACUUGUAAUUUUUAAUUAAUGUUGUGGAAUUGCUCUUCAGUCUUGGUUUAAACUAAACCGAACCCAUAAUGCACGCACUGAUGGCUAAUUCUAAACCCCACAACUUGGUCAACUAAGUCAUCAUGCUAUUCUCAAGUCAUGCUCCACUUCAACCCUCAUUGGUCCAUCAUAUAUACCAUUUUCUCCUCACCAAAAUCACCAACACACUCAAAACUCAAAAGUGGUUGCGAUUAGGUACUUCUUCACCUAUUUCACUAAUUCACUUCAUCUCUCCCCUGUUUAUAUAUCAAGUACAGGUUUGAGAGGUUCCCACCCAAAACACCAACCACGGUUUCAUCUACUCUCUACCAUCUCAGAGCUUCCCAGAAUGUCUCCUUGGCUCUCUGAACUAUUCCGUUUGCACCUCACAACCCCAUGGCCUAUACUAGCCUACGCUGCCACCUGGAUGACGUUACUAAUCGUGACGGUGCCAGUAGCUUCAAUAUCGCCGCAGGUGGCGUUUGUCUCCGCCGUAUCUCCUUCCUCCUCGUUCUCCCAGAAGUGCAGAGCUGAUGGGUCCAUUAGAAUACCCUUGGACUUACCGGGAGAGAUCAUUUGCUUCCCUGCUCCCAAGUUCAUCAUGUCCAAGAUUGAUCUAAUCGUUCCACCAGUAUUUGCAGCUGUGAUUGUAGCAGCUUCUGCUUGCGUGGUGCGAGCUGUGGGCUUGUGGGACCAUGAUCAAACUCAUCCAGAUGCUUAAUAAUUCUAACAGCAGUGACUAAUCCCUCGUCGCGAGUGCUGGCACUAGGGGGCACUAGGCGCUGGCCACGAAAUCUGCUCACUUUGCAUGAGCGAGGAUUGAAACCCCAACCAAGUAGAUGAGUACUUAAAUGGUCU
Molecule: messenger RNA, 881 nt
Organism: Lotus japonicus
Lineage: Eukaryota; Viridiplantae; Streptophyta; Magnoliopsida; Fabales; Fabaceae
Exons: 1
Coding region: 373-744 (123 amino acids)
Source: RefSeq, a predicted model, not a curated record